CUCCUUUUCUCCUUCCAUAUAUAGGAGGCAUCCACUCCAAGAAGAGGGAGGGAGCACCAAGGACUUCCGGCGCCUGAUCAGGAUCUACAUCUUCCAGAGCGAGUUCUUGGUUGAUCUCUUCCUCUUCGACCUCCUCCCAGGCUCUUGGUGUAGCUUGCCACUCUCGCCAGUCAAGUUUUCAUGUCUGAUCUUGACAUUCAGAUCCCAACUGCCUUCGAUCCCUUUGCUGAGGCCAAUGCUGGGGACUCUGGUGCGGCAGCAGGAUCAAAGGACUACGUUCAUGUACGCAUCCAGCAGCGUAAUGGUCGCAAGAGUCUGACUACUGUCCAGGGAUUGAAGAAGGAAUUCAGCUACAGCAAGAUCCUAAAAGAUCUCAAGAAAGAGUUCUGCUGCAAUGGUACAGUGGUCCAGGACCCAGAGCUUGGACAGGUCAUUCAACUCCAGGGUGAUCAGAGGAAGAACGUCUCAAAUUUCCUUGUCCAGGCCGGCAUUGUGAAGAAGGAACAUAUCAAGAUUCAUGGUUUCUGAGCAACCGUCGGGUCCGUAGCAAGCCCUGCAUGCAAAGCAGCUAUAUAUCCGGGGUGGAGCAUAUCCGGCUGUGUAAAAGCAGGCCGACGCCUGUGCGUUCUACUAUACACAUAAAACCUAGCCACCUCUCUGCUUGUAUGCUUGUUACCAUUGUGUCCAAUCCUGUACGAGGCUCCAUCGUUCGAUGGCUUGCUUCUCUAUCAGAAGGUUGAAUAAAUGCUAUUUCGCUA
Molecule: messenger RNA, 758 nt
Organism: Panicum hallii
Lineage: Eukaryota; Viridiplantae; Streptophyta; Magnoliopsida; Poales; Poaceae
Product: protein translation factor SUI1 homolog
Exons: 5
Coding region: 181-528 (115 amino acids)
Biological process (GO): translational initiation
Molecular function (GO): RNA binding; translation initiation factor activity
Source: RefSeq, a predicted model, not a curated record